CCAGCCUGCCUGGUGGAGCGCGCCGGCGCCUCCCGCACCUGUCGGCCCCCCGCUGAGCUGCGGCGAGUGACCCGCGUCUCCAUAGCGACGCGUCACAAAGCAGCCCCGAGCUGCUGCCCAGAGCACCCAGUCCAGCAGGGGCAGUGGGCGCCGCUAGGGCUUCUUUUGAGCAAGAAUGGCAUUGCCUGGGCCCGAGGCCGCGAGCGCCUCUCAAGACCGCUUCAAGAGGCAGCCAACCACCUGUCUUGGUAUCUUUCACUGUCUCUUCUCCGCCUUCUCGUCUGGGGAAUGUGAUGCCACCUGGGAUUCCUAUGCCACCACCAUGAGGACUGCAUUCACGCCCAAGACAGGAGCGGUUCCUGCUCUAAUUCGCCAAAAAAGUAUCAGAAGACUAGGAUAUACAUAUUCCCUUAGUGAUCCUAUUCCCAAUCAGACACAGUACAAUGAUGAGUAUGUUUGGAAAUUUCCUUCUAAAGAAGAUUUGAUCAAAACAGGGACUUCAAGAAGAACCAGGAGCCACAAAUUUCACCCCAGUCAAGACCUCUUUCUUUGGACACUACCUCAAGGUCAAUCAGCAGCAUCAAUAAAGAGCUACCUCCCUUGGAAAAUCGCUGCUACAGAAGAAGAGGUUAAGAAGGCAAUAUCAAAUCAGUUUAUUUCCAAUACUAGAAGAGACUUUGUGGACAGAGCAAAAGCUCAGAAGAUUAAGGAAAGUUCUCAGGUGCCUCUGGAAUGGAAAAAGUUACUUCCUCGACCUGCAGACACUGAAUUUCGAAGGAAUUACCAAGUUCCAGCUAAAAUUCCUGAGCUACGGGAUUUUAGUUUCAAAUACGGAUGCUACUCAAGGCUACCAGUUGCUUCUCAGGGUCUAGUCCCUUCCGUGCUGUUCAGCCACAUAAGGAAUCAAGAGCGUACAAAGAAGCAGACUAUCUACCAAAGUGAUUACGGGAAAGCCUACCUGGAUUUCUUAAUGAUUUUAAACUCAUUUACUCCUUCUCAAGUCACAGAGUACCUUCAGAAUGUUUCCUACAAAGACAGACAAAUUCUUGAUCGCUUUAUCCGCUCUCACUGUGACUUUGGUUUGGAGCAGAAAAAUAAAGGAAACUGUUGAAAUGAAGAAAAUUGAAAAUCGGUGAAAGCACUGGAUCGUUUUCUCAAUAAUGAAAAAAAAAAAAGAACUAAAUUGUUCCAAAUAAUCUA
Messenger RNA from Canis lupus familiaris (dog), 1200 nucleotides. RefSeq names its product testis expressed 26 (gene TEX26). NCBI's taxonomy places the organism in Eukaryota, Metazoa, Chordata, Mammalia, Carnivora, Canidae. The record is from RefSeq and is a predicted model, not a curated record. Gene Ontology annotation, cellular component: cytoplasm. The transcript is spliced from 8 exons. The coding region runs from base 176 to 1111 and encodes 311 amino acids.